Heterostelium album PN500 is the source of this 5025-nucleotide messenger RNA. RefSeq names its product putative transmembrane protein. Gene Ontology annotation, molecular function: nucleotide binding. The transcript has 3 exons. The record is from RefSeq and is a predicted model, not a curated record. The coding region runs from base 1 to 5025 and encodes 1674 amino acids. NCBI's taxonomy places the organism in Eukaryota, Evosea, Eumycetozoa, Acytosteliales, Acytosteliaceae.
AUGAGUAGUAUUAAUAAUAACAAUAAUAAUAGUAAUAACCUUAGUAAUAGUAUAGGUGGUAUCAGUAGCAUUGGUAGUACUAAUAGUAACAUCGAUGAUAUUAUACUAUCGGUUCAACCUGCUACACCACCAUCUAACAAUACUACUACAAUAAACAACACUACUAUUACUACUUCUACUUCUGCAUCUGCAGACAACAGCAAUGAGAAUAGUAAUGGUAACAAUUCAUUGACUUCUUCACAACAGAAUCUUAUCAAUAAUAAUAGCAAUAACAAUAGUAAUAAUAGUAAUAAUAAUGUUAUUAGCUCUUUAAAACCAAAUUCAAGUCAUCCUAAUUUGAUGAAUCAUCAUAGUCAUAAUCAACAUGGCGGACAUCAGCAUCAUCAUCAUCAUAAUCAUCAUCAACACCAUCAACAUACCAAUAAUCAUCAUACUGUUCACAACUACAAUAGUAUGACAUCACCAUCUUCUUCGAUUCUAUCACGUAGUCAGAGUCAAAAUAAUAUCAAUUUAUCACAGAAUAGAUCGGUUGGUAGUAAUGGAAGCAAUAACAACAACAACAACAAUAGCAGCAGUAAUAACAAUAGUCAUUUGUUCUACAAUGUCCAGACAUCGAUGAACAACAACAACAACAAUACGAAUCAAUCGACUUCAAUGUCGAAUUCAUUUCACAAACACUCUCUAUCAUUGGGUGUCUCUUACAACAUUCACGGAUCUACACCAGGUUUUAUCAGAGACGAUAUCUCUGUAUCCUUUCAAGAUACCUACAAUGACAACCAACGUAUUCAUCUACAUCCAGACAUUGGUUUAACCUCAAGAGAAGCAUCAGAAGAGGGUGAGAAGAUACCGGUGAUGUUGGCAUGCGUCGAACCGCUCUUUAACGGAAUCGUGUUGCGUCGUGGCGACACCUACUCGUCGGAGCUGCUGACAACCAGACUGCUGGAGGUGAAUCCGGAUUUCGGUGAGAAGGAGAAGCAGCAUGCCAAGGAGAUGGCAGAGACACUGUUUACUUCGGGACGUUGUUGUUUUGUCGUGCACGAGACACCGUCGUUUCCACAGCUAACUGCUGCGACACUACCGUCGACGCGUCCAAUCAAUCCGGUUAUCAACGCAAUCAACUAUAUUCAUUUGGUGAUGGAGCGAUUCCUCUGGAUCACCAUAUCGAUUUCUUUGGUAUCGAAUAUCAUUCGAUCGAUCCUACAGAAACAGCGGUCGCUGGUCGAUCUUCUCAUUAUCCGUCAAGUGGACUUGGCCAUUGCAUUCAGCUUGAUUAUGUUGCCAAGUGUAUUGUUGAUUCUCGUUUAUUCCAUUGGACAUGCCAAGUUGUUGGCGCUGUUCGACGUGCUACAAGAGCGUUCGUUGAAGGGUGAGAUUGCAGACGACCAUCCAGCGCUCAACUUUGAUACAGAGUACGACGAGGACAGACUUCCCAAGGUGCCUUUCGACUUGGUAGUCACCUACUGGCGCGCCAUUAUGAGUACAAAACAUGUUGCUUUUUCACAUUCUUCGAACUUACUUCACCACAUUGCUAGCACAACAACUAUAUGUUGUCUCGACAAAGAUGGUAUCGUAUCAGAACCCGUCAAUACCGUUGGAGAAAUAUCGUUCUUGAAACAAGAUGGUCCGGUUCGUUUGGAGUUGUCAUCGGAGUACUCUCACACUCAGUAUUCUAUUACUUUUAAUGACCACGAUUGGCAAGAGCAUAUCAAUGCACUCAAACCUCUGGGAUUGGAUUGUCUCUUGAACAAGACGUGUCGUUUGUACACAGCCACCACCGAUACUUCUCGACCCAACUCAACGACCACCAGUAAUCUUAGCGACCACGUAUCGAAACUUCACUUGAUUAGAGAUCGAGAGGACAGCUCCGAUACUACCAACUCCCAGUGUCUGUGCUUGCUCGCCAAGGAGAUUGGAUUCUCCGACGAAGUGGCCAACCAAUUCGCCAGUGUAAAAGAAAUCCACACGCUAACACAACGCUCCAACAACAAAGAGCAGCCCGACGACGAUGACAAUGAGUCGCCAUCGAUGAUCUCUCUCGUUGCCAAGGAUAUUGGAUCGGAGACAUUGCAAUUGCUCUCCAAGGGAAGCACUGAGUUGGUUCUCGAUCAUUGCACUCACUACUGGGAUGGCGAGAACAUUGUUGUGUUUGACGAUGAGGAGAAGGAGAAGGUGCGUGCCGUCUACACAAAGUGGCUGGCCAACGACGGAAUGAAGGGUAUCUCUUUUGCAUACAAGCCAAUCGAGCAAAAGUUCAAAAAGCUAUUCGACGGUGGCAGUGUCAACAGUCCGUUGGUCGAUGUCAGAUUCUCAAACAGUACCAUUGUAAGAAGAAAGAAAGACAAUCUUCGAAUGCAACUCACCAAGAAGGCAGAGUAUGAAAACACCCAGCCAAAGACAGCCAACAUCUUUAUUAGCUCACCAAUUCCUUUUGCCCAACCAAAGACACCGAUCACCAGAAUCGAAGAUAUUCAACUAACACUCUCUGGCAAUCAUCCAUUUCCAUUCCAGGGUGGUGUUUCAACAUCCUCAUCAGUAGAUGAUUCAUCACCAACCAAAAAAGAUAACAAAGAUAAUAGCAAUAAUAAUAAUAAUAAUAGUGAACCAGUUGUUAUUUUAGUAGAAUCACCUAUUCCAAGUGGAAAACAGUCACCUGCUCCAGUAAAGUCCAAGAAGACCAAGUUCUUGAAGCCAUACAAAUCGAAAAAAUCCAAGAAAAAGGCAAAACAAUUGGAGAAAGAGAAUAAGAUGAGAGAACAACAAUUACAACAAGAUAAGAUUUCAGGUUCUCCAGAGAGUGAGCUGUCGAUGUCUGCAACUAUCACCAAACAGAUUAUUCUUCCACCAAUAGAGUUGGACUAUGAAGCUACAGAUGACACUCAUUCACAGCCAACCAACGACAUCACCAACAUCAAAGUAAUAAUGAGUGAAGAGGAAGAAGAAGAAUUAGAAGAAGAGGAAAUGAAUGAAGAUGAUACUGUUGUAAUGGUUAUUGAUAAAGGUGAUAAUAGCAAUAAUAAUAAGGAACAAUCGGAUGAAGAAGAAGCACCAUCUGAAUAUGCUAAUAACGAUAGUGAAACAGAUAGUGAUAAUCCAUAUAUACAACAACAACCGUCACAGACAGAUAAACAACAAAGUUUGAAACAAAAGAAAUUGAAACGACUAUCAAGAGAAGAUACAAACUCUUAUAGUGUUUCAGAGACUUCUGAAUCUGACUCGAUGAACGAUAAGAGAAUUAGAAAUAAUAGAUUGAAAAAGAAACAACAACAACAACAACAACAACAGCUACAACAACAACAAAUGAUACAACAACAACAGUUACAGAGAAAACAACAGCAACAACAACAACAACAACUAUCCAAAGCCAAGAGUAAUGAAGAUAGUGAAACAUUGAUUCAAUCUGGACUUUCAGAUGAUGGAACAGCAAUUCUGACAACAAAAGAUCUUGCCAAUGAUCAUAGCUUUACCAAUACAGUUGCUGAGAAUGAAACACUCGAACAACUACAGAAUGGACAGAUCUAUAUUGGUAUGGCAGGAAUGAAACAAUUACCGAAAUCACAUGCCAAUCAUUUCGUAGAGGUUCUUCGUAUUGCCGGUAUCAGAUUUGUAUUUUUCUCAAAUCAAGACAGCAGAGAAAGUAAUUCAUUUGUCAACAAACUGGGUUUGGAAACCGAUUGGAAUUGCUGUGUAUCGCUCAAGGAUCCUGCUCCCGAUGAAGUUCAAGUGGCCGACGGUCCCUCUCGUUUGCCAAAAGGUAUCAAUGCCAUUAGAAGACAUCUCGAAGAGGUAGACAACGUUCCAUUGCUCGUUCCAAUGUUUUCCAACUCCACCCCCGAGACAAAGCUGGAGAUGAUAAAGAUCCUUCAGGAGAAUGGCGAAGUAGUCUGCUGCAUAGGCAGUGCACUCAACUACGAGAAUACACCUAUCUUUUGUCAAGCGGAUUUGGCAUUCUCUUUGGAGCCUGCCGUAUCUCGUUGUCUUAAUCUCCCACUGAACAAAGCGGAUCCUCGUCCACUCCUGACAUCUCGUAACUUUUUCGAAACAGAGUCGGUAAUGGCACCACUUCCCCUGCGUAAAAACACAACUACCAGAGUGCCAUCGGAACAUCCAUCUACUCACUCACUUUGUUGUGACAUUACAUCGUUGCCAUGCUCGCUGGUAUUCCACAGACGUACCGACUUUAAUGAGAUACUCGAGUUUUUCCAUGUCGGAAGACAGCUACUCACCAACACACGUCAGUCACUCCAGUUUAUUCUCAGUGCUUCAAUGACUCUGGUACUGAUGUGUUUAGUAGCCGGUGUCCUAGUUGUUUCGUAUCCAGUCGAUGGCGUCGUCGGUGGAAUUCCUCUUACUGGACUACAAUUGAUUUGGUUACAGUUCCUUAUUAUCCCACUUGUCGGUCUGUCCUUACUUUUCACCACUGAAGACGAAGAUGUUAUGCGAACGCUCAGUCCAAAGAACAACAGUGAAUUCAAACACAUUCCUAUUUUUGCUCGAUAUAUUGGUAUCCGUUUGGUUCCAUCGCUCAUUCUCAUGGUAUCAAUAUUUAUAUGGUGUUUACAAUCGCUUUCCGGUGCUUCUUGGUCAAAUAUAUUCGGUGCAAACAUGUCAGAAUGGGAACCAAGUAGCGAAAAACUGUCUUAUUCCGAUGCAUUAAUUAUCUCUCAGAAUAUAAUGAUGUUUGCUUUUGUUUUUUAUUUAGGUGUAACAAGUUUAAGUUUUAUUCAUCAUACUCGUAGUGUAUUAAAAUUCAAUCCAUUCAGAAAGAAUUACAAGGCAGUGAUAACCGUUAUCUUUUGUAUUAUUCUACAAAUAUGCUUCACGUUGGUUACUCUAAAGAUCAUUGGUGGUGUUCACCUACUUAGUGAAAUACCAAAGGAAAUCUAUGCAGUACUCUUUGGAUGGGCACCUUUUGUAAUACUUCUCGAUGAAAUUGUUAAACAUCUCUAUAAGAAAUGGUUUGCAGAUCUCCAAUUGGAACUUCGUUUGGAGUUCGAUACAAAACUUGGAAUGCAUUCUCCAAUAUAA